This is a messenger RNA of Serpula lacrymans var. lacrymans S7.9, 1001 nucleotides long. RefSeq lists its product as uncharacterized. NCBI's taxonomy places the organism in Eukaryota, Fungi, Basidiomycota, Agaricomycetes, Boletales, Serpulaceae. The record is from RefSeq and is a predicted model, not a curated record. The coding region runs from base 179 to 667 and encodes 162 amino acids. The transcript has 5 exons.
GGGGCCACUUGCUGGCGCAUUGGAAGGCCCACUACAGAAGAAGAGUUGUAUCCCCACUGCUCAGGAGACAACAGCGAACACCCUAAGUACAUCAGCAACAAAUGCCCCAAGUACACCGGCUACAAAUGCCUCAAGUAUACAGGCAAAAGGCACUCCAUCCACCAGCAAUAUUAUCAGCAUGUUUUUUGCACCUGGAUCAAAGACUGUCGCCCCCAAGUGCCCUAGUGACAAACACACGAGCCAAAACUUGAUGGCGGCCUUCUCACCACUUGCUGACCCCAACUUGAAUGGUCUCUCACGCUUUCAGCGCAUAUUUUCCAUCUUGACGGGUAUCGACCCACGUUCACUCACCCUCAACUCUAGUGCCAAAUUUUUCCUAUUCAUGGAUAUGCGCCUACAAAAUAAAUGGGCAUUGUUCAGCAUGACGUCUCAAAAAUGGGUUCUGGCUACAGCAGACUAUAAUAGUAGACUAGAGAAGCUUCCUAAGUCUGGUGGUAGCCCAGCAGUUAUGAAAAAACCCCGUGCACUAUUUGACAAAUUGGGGGAAAUAGAGACAAAGAUUGUCAAGAGGAUCAAGUCUAAUAAUUUUCAUCAAGCGGCAAUGAGAAGUUUUGGAGAACCCAUUGUUUCAUUGUCCAGCUCGUUAAAGGAGAAAACACAGACCUGAAAUCAGAAACCAAAAGAAACUAUUCUGUUCUGACAGUGUUCCUGUCAGAAAGGAUUUCCCAGACGAGCUUCCACCCUGGCCACAGCCUCAAGGCAUUUUUGUGAAUGGCACUCACUUUCAUCCUCGGGUUUUCCUCUCAACUAUUCAUGAAAUAUAUGAGAAGGUCAUAAUUGAGGGUGGAAAUGGUGCUGACCUUGAGAUGGAAUAUCAGGCAUUUGCAGCUAUUGUAACAACCAAGAGUGAAUUACUCUGGCGCACACAGAAUACACUAGAAGGAGGAUGAAGUUGGGGAGUGGUUACCCCUUAGGCUGCAGUGAGUUAGUUGGUAUACAAC